AUGGCAAGCAAUCAAUCGGAUCGUUCUAAUGAUUCGGGCACGGAUGCUUCAGCGGAUCAGACAAACGCUGACAGAACGAAUGGGGACGGACGCCAAGCCCAAGGCAGCACCCAAGGAGAAAGUGAAUCGGUUCCUCAAGCCUCUGUGGCAGUUUCAGUGGGCACUCUGAGGGUCUCGAAUGGUUCUAUAACAGGGGAAGAAUACCAGCAGUACUAUGACUAUGGCCAAAGUGACAAAAAACCUAAUGGAGCGCAUUGA
Messenger RNA from Bipolaris oryzae ATCC 44560, 258 nucleotides. RefSeq lists its product as uncharacterized. Bases 1 to 258 code for a protein of 85 amino acids. The record is from RefSeq and is a predicted model, not a curated record. The transcript has a single exon. Lineage: Eukaryota; Fungi; Ascomycota; Dothideomycetes; Pleosporales; Pleosporaceae.